Messenger RNA from Phragmites australis (common reed), 5342 nucleotides. RefSeq names its product cysteine-tryptophan domain-containing zinc finger protein 3-like. Gene Ontology annotation, molecular function: zinc ion binding. The coding region runs from base 372 to 5123 and encodes 1583 amino acids. Lineage: Eukaryota; Viridiplantae; Streptophyta; Magnoliopsida; Poales; Poaceae. The record is from RefSeq and is a predicted model, not a curated record. The transcript is spliced from 11 exons. Gene Ontology annotation, cellular component: nucleus.
GUCCAUUUCCAUUUCUUCACCGCAUCGUCCAAAAAUACCCCCGCCCCUCGGAUUACUCCCCGCAAAACCGCAGCAAGAUCACUGGACCGGCGAAGAGGGAGACCGCGGAGAGCGGCGAGAAGACGCGGCGACUAAUAACAAACGCUUCACCAGCUCGACCAGGCCGGCCAGCCAACCUCCAACGCGACACGGCCACUGCACGACACAGCGGUACAGAAAGAACUCAAAGAACUACGCGGUCGGGGCGCGGGGACCACGAGACGUCGACGCGACGGGACGAGGAGACAGCGCCGGCGCCUCUGAGUUCCGCGAUCCCCGAAACCUUGUGCGCCGCACGCGGGUCCGUCGGAGGCUGCUGGUGCAGCGGGUGGAUGGUGCCGCUGCGUGGGGCCCCGCUGCGGCAGAAGGGCGGCGUGGCGGACGACGUGGAGGAGCUGGAGGAGGGGGAGGCCUGCCCCGACGGCGACGACGACGAGGCCUUCUUCGACCCCGACGCCGCGCUCUCCUACAUCGAUGAAAAACUUCAGCGUGUUCUAGGACAUUUUCAGAAGGACUUUGAAGGAGGAGUUUCUGCAGAGAUCCUAGGGUCCAAAUUUGGUGGAUAUGGUUCAUUUUUGCCCACAUAUCAGCGUUCUUCUCCCCCAUUGCCUCAAACCAGAAGCCCACACAUGGCAGCAAACAUUAGCACAUCUAGAUCACCUUACCAACCAUCUGCUGAGAGAAUGGAUCAAAACGCUUCUACUGCGGCUGUGGAGUCCAUUUCCCAAAAUAACAGUUCUGGAGCACCUUCAACUAGUGAUUUAUGUAAGAAGGAAAGAUGCUCGAGCACAAACGGUGAGGAAUCGGUUGGGGGUUCUGAUUCUUUGGAGAGUUCCUUUAAUGGUAGUGACUCGAAGUCACUCAAAGUUGGUUCCAACAAUGCUCUCCCAAGAAAAAAUGCAGCUAUCUAUAGUGGCCUGGGCCUUGAUAUUUCUUCAUCUUCGUCCUUGGAGGAGAGUCCUGAUAGGCUCAGGGGACUAUCUCCUGAGUUGAGCAAUGUGCCAUAUGAAUCACCUUGGACCAUCCUGCAGGUCAUGACAUGCUUUCCAGUUCCUGGAGGGUUAUUGCUGUCACCCCUGUGUGGCAACAUGCUGCAAUUAACGAAUAAAGUUGCUCCGUUGGUAAAGAAAUGGGAAACACAUUUGGACAUAGAAAAUGCACCUAGAGCAUUUGAAGGACUUUUGCUGUCUUCUCUUCCACCUGGACAUGUCAGAGGCCAUGUGGCUAAGCACAUGAAGUCUGGCAGUAAGAAAAAGAUAUCUACAUAUACAAAGACUAGAAAAGAUAAAGGUGAUACUGGUGCGAUCGUGAACAAGGAGGUCAACAUAGAAAUGCUUGCUAGCCAAGAGAUUACAUUGGACAUGCCUGCUUCAACCAUGGAGCUAAUGGGUGAGAGUCAAUUUGCGCAUGAAUCAACAAGAAAUACUUGCAUAUCCAAGCCUUCUCAACAAAAUGAAGAUGUUCGAUUGAAAGAACAAAUACGUGGCAAUGACCUGGCAACAGUUAAAGCUGAAGCAAUCAAAGCAGAAGCCACAAAGUAUACAGAAAAUAGUGGUUUUGGAAAUUCAGGUACUGGUUAUUUAGCACCAAAGGGGGAACCAAAAAUUAAUACGGACAAAGUGGCCAUUGAUAUAGGGGAAAGGGAUAUGUCUAAUCACAAAUCUUCUUCAUUUGAUAGGAAGAAAAAAAGCAAAGUAAAAACUGAGAGGAAGUUUGAGGCAGCCGCAGUUGAUUUUGAAUACGAGGACAGGAAUAAGGACUGGGGUGUUGGGCCAUGUGAUGACUUGAGGAACGUUCAUGUGAAAGAAACAUUUUCCAGUAACAAAACUGGAUAUGAUAACUCCCGAACUGAGGUCAAAAGAAUGCACAAGGAACGCCAGGUGAAUGCUGCAGCAUCAUAUGAUUUCUUAGAGGAUGACAACUGUACCCACUAUUCUGCAGCGGUUAUAGAUAGGAAAAAUCACACUCAGUUAAAAUCUAGUCAUUUGGAAAAGAAAACCAGAUCUCACAAUGAUCUUAGUGAAAACCUACCUAACAGAUCUCAAGGAGGCAUGGAGGGGGUUUUGUUGGAUAACAGAAGUGCCCAGGGAGAAUUAUGUCAAAAAGAGAAUAUGAUGAACACCAAUAACGAGAAUGAUUUUGAUGUCGGUUCUGCAAGGAAGGAUAUCCCAACCAGUGUAAAGCACGGACGAUUUCCUGUUUCAGAGGAACAGUUGCAUAUGCCAUCAACCAGCGGGGUAGCAACUACAAAUGCAGAUCCUUUUCCUGUACCUGUUGUGAUAAAGGACCAUUGGGUAUGCUGUGACAUAUGCCAGAAAUGGCGUCUUCUACCCUACGGAACGAACCCUUCUAUGCUUCCCAAGAAGUGGAAAUGUAGCAUGCUUUACUGGCUACCUGGGAUGAAUAGGUGUGACAUCAGUCAGGAUGAAACAACAGAUGCUCUGAAUGCAUUGUAUGUCAUUCCAGCACUUGCCACAGGUGUUUCUUCAGGUGGUCCUCACACUGCAGGUGCAGGUACAGCAACAUCCAGCGUCUACAACAUAAGUGGACAGAUUGAACAGAGUAGGAAAAGGAAAAUUGCUCCGAGUGAUGGGAAUGGUCUGGUUGAGAGUUCUUACCAUACACCAUUGUCAAUUCCUCUGAUGAGCAACCAGCAGGAUCCUAGCAAAAAUAAAAGAACAAUUGAUGGCGAGCAUUAUAAUUUCAAGAAACAUUCUGUGAACAAACACCUCAGGCCGAUGAGCAGAUCAGCUGACCUUGUUUCUGAAAAGCAGAAGUCUAAGCACAAUCACAGUAGUUACUCAGAUGGAGGAUAUAUUAGGGAAAGGACCAAGGCACAUUCAAAGAUAAGGAACAAAAGAGGGAUUGAUCAAGAUGAACACAAAACAUCUAAGAAAACUAAAAAGGAGGAUCGACACCAAAUUGACAGAGAUCGGGACCAUGAUUGUGAUUCAGCUGGUGGGGAAGUUGCUGAUGAACCUGAGGCUUUGUCUGCAAAGGCAAAAGCCAUGAAGGGUUCACGUGAAACUGGUGACAUUUGUUUACACAAGGAAAAAGUUACUUCAGGGUAUGAUUUAUUGGAAAAACCCAAGAGUACUAAUGAUGUGGAUGUACCCUUUCAUAGGGGGGAGAAAGAACGUCCUUCUGAUGUAGGCAUAUUAGAUUUGUCUUCCAAGAAGAAGGUAGUGAAGGAAUGGGAGGAGAAUCAGGUUAAUUCAAUACAUUGUGUAAGCAAUGGGUGCAAGAACGAGAACUUGAAGGACAAGAAGUCUAAUAUAUUGAAGUCCGAAGAGAUGGCAUCCAAGAUGGAUAGUAAACCUGGAAAAUUUCAGCAUGCAGAUACAGUGUUGUCUUCUUCUGGGGGGCGCCUAAAUCAUGAGCUAGUUGCCGACGACAAGUUUGUUACUGGGAAAGAAGGUUCAUCAGAACUAUGGGAAACUUUACCUCCCAGGCAGGCUAUGGACUUGGCUGAACCCACUGGGAGGGAUGUUGCCUAUCUGCAAUCUUCCACAGCUGCAACCUCAAGCUCUUCAAAGAUUUCGAGCUCCCAAAGAAACAAAAACUCUCGAGAAGCAAGGGACUCUCCAGUUGAAUCAGUUUUUUCGUCACCGCUGAGAAGUUUUAACAUUGUAAAGCUUUCCCAGGCAAGAAAAGAUGGAAUGCUGAAUGUUUGUUUCGACAACACGCAUAGCCCAGUAAAAUACCCAAACACUGAAGUCGGUGUGUUAGGUAAUGGCCAGCAAGCUGGGAGUCAAGCUGCAGGUGAACCCUUUCUUCAUAGUUUUCAAGGGAGCUCUUAUAACAGUAACAAGGAAUUAGCUCAGUCAGCUUGUGCUCAAGUAUCCGAUAUCACUCGUCUGGAUAGGUCUUUGGAUAAUAAUCUGCCAAAGGCAUCAUGCAGAAAGGACCUUACUGUAAAUGACACAGGUGUUGGUAGAGGAGAUCGUCAACUGUGUUCUGGUAAUAAAAAGGGCUUGGAUACGGAGGGCCCUUCACCGCAACCUGGUCAGCAACUUUCUGACCAUAUGUAUAAAACUUUGGAUACCAAGUCUGAUCCCACUGCUCAUGGAAAUAAGAAUAUUGAAACUCGCCAAGGUAGUGGAUCUGGUCACCAGAUGGACAUGUCAUUUGGAAAAGAAAAAUCACACUCUAAAAUUGAUAAUCAAGAUAUUCAGAAGCCUGUUGCUCAAGUUGUCAAUUUGCCUAUGGAAGAAAGUAAACAAGAGAUCUGCCCGACUUCAGUAAAAUCUGAAUCGUCAAAAAUGAAAGUAAAGUUGAUUAGGUCCAAUGUUCAAAAUGGAGUGCAACGCAGCACUGUUAAGCAAGCGAUUUUUAAUUCUUUGGGCGCGAGUCCAAUGAGAAAGGAUGGUAGUAUGGUUACAUUUGCUCUCAAGGAAGCUAGAGAUCUAAAGCAUAAGGCUAAUCAUAUGAAGAAUAAUGGACUAGAAGUUGAAAGUACAGGUCUGUACUUUGAGGCAGCUUUGAAGUUUCUGCAUGUUGCAUUUCUUCUGGAAACUCCUAAUUUUGACAGUUCGAGACCAGGUGAUGCAGCUCAGUCAAUGAAGAUGUACUCUGAAACUGCAAAACUAUGCAAUUUUUGUGCUCAUGAAUAUGAACGGUGCAAGAAAAUGGCUGCUGCUGCUUUAGCGUAUAAGUGUGAAGAAGUGGCUUACCUCAAGGUAGCAUCUUAUAAACACCCUAGUGCAAGCAAAGAUCAACAGGAAUUGCAGGCGAUUGUACAGAUAGCCCCAGAUAUUGAUAAUAUAAAUAGCCAUGGAUUGUCAAAAGCCCCAUCAACCAAGGAUGGAAGUUCACCCCAAGUGGCUGGCAACCAUUUGCCUCUACCAGUUCGUAACCAAGCACACUUGUUGAGAUUACUUGCCUAUAUAAAUGAUGUGAACAGUGCAUUCGAUGCAACUCGCAAAUCACAGGUUGCGAUUGCUUCUGCUGCUGGCAAUCAGGAAAGGGAAAAAGGUGUGGAUGAUGGUCUUGCUUCAGUAAAAACGGUUUUGGAUUUUAACUUCAACAAUGUAAAUGAAUUACUAAGACUUGUCCGACUUUCUAUAGAAUCAAUAAGCAUGUGAUGUGUUCAGAAAUCACAACUGCACAAAAUGCUACCCUGCGAAUAGCUGCUGUUGGAUGCGCGCUGUGAUCUGUGCUGCACAUUAUGCUGGUUGCAGUUACCUUUUUAUUUUUACAGAGUGAAACAGUUGGAUUUACACAGGCUCAUCUGAGUUUGUAGACACUGGCUUAAAAGUUUGACACCUUUGGAGGCGUUCUGUGCUUUCGUACAGUUUGGAUCA